AUGGGCACUGUGAAGUUUUUCAUGGACCAUCAAAUCUUUGAGAAGAUCCCCGCGGGCAGUGCCAUCUCGAUCAAACAACUAGCCGACACAACCAUGACAGACUUCAAUUUGCUAGAGCGGUUCUCUGCUUUUCUGGUUGCUGGUCAUGUUCUCGAAUCUCCAGAGCUCGGAUACGUCGCCCACACCCCAAUUUCCGUGAUCCUCCAAGACCACCGGGCAGUUCUGUUCUACACCCAUAUAUUUAAUUUUUUCAUGUUGCCCAUGUCAAGGUGGACCGAGUACUUCAAGCAACAUGGCCCUUCCGAGCCAACCAGCACCUCCACCCCGUUUGGCCACGCCUGGGGGCAGCCGGAUAAAUCUUUGUACGAAAUUCUCGAAGCCAGGCCGGAAAUGGCAGAGUCAUUUAAUCGGACCAUGGCAAUUGCUUUGGGCGAUAUGCCUGUCAUCGGGGCAUACGACUUUAGCUGGAUCGAGGAGUACGUAACCUACUGCGAGCAAGAUAGCCGGGAAUGUACUCGGCCCUUGAUUGUGGACGUGGGAGGUGGAAAGGGGCAAGCUCUCAACGCCAUUUUGUGUCGAUAUCCAAGGAUUCCCUCGCGACUGUGUGUUCUCCAAGAUCAAGCGCAGGCAAUCCAAGAGGCAACGGACGAAAAUGAAGAAGUUUUGCGGCCUGUUCAAAAGAAGGUGUCGAGCUUCUUUGAUGAGCAGCCCGUGAAAGGUGCGCUUGUCUAUCAUAUUCGUCGGGUUCUCAACGACUGGCCGGAUGAGGAUUGUGUCACAAUUCUCCGUCAUAUCCGGGAGGCCUGCGAACCAGACUCGAGAGUGCUCGUCUCAGAGCAGCUUUUGCCCCCCGAACCCUCGCUGCAUAUCGCGGCAGGGGAUCUCUGGAUGAUGAACUUUGGUGGCAAGCGACGUAGUGGCCGCAUGUUCACCGAGCUGGCAUCAAAAGCUGGGCUAAGAGUUUUCUCAAUUUCUAAGGAGGACUCCUCCAACUCUGCGGUUAUUGAGAUGGUCCUGAUAGGAGACGAUGUCUAA
Messenger RNA from Aspergillus thermomutatus, 1035 nucleotides. RefSeq lists its product as uncharacterized. Gene Ontology annotation, molecular function: O-methyltransferase activity. The transcript has 2 exons. The coding region runs from base 1 to 1035 and encodes 344 amino acids. Lineage: Eukaryota; Fungi; Ascomycota; Eurotiomycetes; Eurotiales; Aspergillaceae. The record is from RefSeq and is a predicted model, not a curated record.